Messenger RNA from Rhipicephalus sanguineus (brown dog tick), 3063 nucleotides. RefSeq names its product protein argonaute-2. Gene Ontology annotation, molecular function: protein binding; RNA binding. Lineage: Eukaryota; Metazoa; Arthropoda; Arachnida; Ixodida; Ixodidae. The transcript has 6 exons. The record is from RefSeq and is a predicted model, not a curated record. The coding region runs from base 1 to 3063 and encodes 1020 amino acids.
AUGAAUAGUCAGCGAUGGCGACAGGUGGUCCAGGCAAGUGGGGAGGGCCUGGACGUGGUGGAAGCCCUGGACGUGGUGGAGGCGGUGGAAUUGCUGGACGUGGUGCAAGUCCUGGAUGCAGUUGGGGCCCUGGACGCGGUGGAAGCCCUGCACGUGGUGGAAGCCCUGGAGGUGUUGGAAGUGCUGGGCGUGGUGCAAGUCCUGGAUGCAGUUGGGGCCCUGCACGCGGUGGAAGCCCUGCACGCGGUGGAAGCCCUGGAGGUGGUGGAAGUGCUGGACGUGGUGCAAGUCCUGAAUGCAGUUGGGGCCCUGGACGCGGUGGAAGCCCUGCACGUGGUGGAAGCCCUGGAGGUGUUGGAAGUGCUGGGACGUGGUGCAAGUCCUGGAUGCAGUUGGGGCCCUGCACGCGGUGGAAGCCCUGGAGGUGGUGGAAGUGCUGGACGUGGUGCAAGUCCUGAAUGCAGUUGGGGCCCUGGACGCGUUGGAGGUCUUGGACGCGGAGGCAGUCCUGGGCGCGGAGGACCACAGCGCGAAGAAGGUCCGUAUGGACGACAACGUGAAGGCGGACAGCUCGGACCGCAACGCGGAGGCGGAAGGGGUGGCCCGCAGUGGCGAGGUUCUGGAACGCAAACACAGCUACCUCCUGCUGAAGACGAUGUGUCUCUCCAGAAGUGUGCACGGGAGUCCUGGAAGCCUUCUAGCGAGAUAUCGCUGCGCACGAACUACUUCCAGGUCGAACCACUAAGCGGUGUUGUAUACCAUUAUGACGUGGAAAUCGGCCGCAUAUACGAGACCGAGCCUUCCAGCGACACUAAGCCGCGGGGCCUCAGCACACGGGUCAAGCGUCUCGUCAUAGGUGCCCUUCAGCAGUCCUCGGCGUUCAAAAACUACUUGCUAGUGUUUGAUGGCAAAAAAAACAUCUACACGAGUCAGGAAUUGCCAUCGAAAGAAGUUGCAUACCCCGUAAACAUCGACGAGAAAAGCAAGCAGGACUUCUCCGUCACACUCAAGCUCGCAUCCAGGCUAGACAUGAGCGAGCUGAAGAAUCCCUUCGACUCCGAUGUACAUCAAAAACAUAUUCAGGCACUCGAUAUCGUAAUAAGGCACGCAGCACGCCAGACGCACGUACCUGUGGGGCGCUACUUCUUCGAGGCACCGAAGCAACCUACCGAUCCAGGUGGAUUAGCCGAUGUGUGGCGCGGAUACUACACAAGCAUUCGGCCCUGUCAGAGUGCGCCGAUGCUAAAUGUUGACUUUACUGCGAUGCCUUUCUGCCGUUCAAUGGACCUACUUCAGUUCGCAGAGAAGCUCAUGAAGGAAGCUGGUGCGAGCCCUCUGUGGGACCACAAUCUGUUGUCGAAGGAGCUCAAUGGUUUGCAAGUGUACACUAAACACUUGGGCUACAAACGGUUUUACAGAGUGGUAAACGUUAGUGAAAACAGUGCUGAAAGUCAAAAUUUGGAAAAGGGAACUACAGUUGCCCAAUACUUUAAGGACCACCACAAAAGCGUUCAAAUUCAACCAGACCUGCCAUGCAUACAAUGCGAAGGUGAAGAUCAAUAUCUACCACUGGAUGCAUGUUACAUUCAAGCACAGCCGUACAAGCAUAAGCCCACUACAGUAGAGGCCGAGAAGAUGCUUGCCACAUCAACUCCUGGACCUCGGUUCAAAUUCAUCGAUGCAGCGGCGAAAGACCUUUUCAAGACUACUCAAGAUAACCUGAACGAGUUCAAGAUCCAGUUUCUUCAGGAGCUGGUAAAGGUGGAUGGUUCCAUUCUUUCGCCGCCAUUUAUUAGGUCCUUGCGUGAUCAGCGAAUGCCACAAGACGGCUCAUGGCCGAAUAACGGCUUUUUCCGUGCAGUGAAUGAUUCAAAAACUUUCGCAGUGCUUGCAGUUGACUGUGAAAUCGACGCUGGAAAAAUAGGCACGGAGUUGAAAAACGCCUGUAACGAGCUCGGUAUUACACUGUGUGGUGACGACUCUAAAUCUAUAUCGACCAAGGAUAAGGACCCUUUGUCGGAAGCCACCACCGCUUUUCGAGAUCUCGGGGAAAAGGACCUUGUCCUUGUUGUUUUGGGAAAUGCUGGUCUGUAUGCGGCCGUCAAAGCUGCUGCAGAUGUACGUGUAGGAGUCCUGACACAGUGCGUACAAGAAAAAAGUCUCACGCGUCACCGAUUGUGGCGCAACAUCUGCCUCAAGAUCAAUGCCAAGCUUGGCGGCUGCAACAACAUACUCUGCAAGACUUGGAGCGAGAGGAUCUUCAAAGACGCUAUAGUCAUCGGUAUUGAUGUAAAUCAUCCUGCACCAGGGGACAACCACACGCCGUCCAUUGCUGCAUGCGUCGCUAGUAUGGACGAUUACGCAUUUAAAUACCACGCUCGGGUUGCAGUCCAGAUGGACGGUGAUCAAGCGGUGGCCCGCAAGGAAGUCGUGAUGAAACUGCAGGACAUGGUAUUGAACCUCUUGCGCUCCUCCAUGGACUACCGUAGGAAGCGGAGACGACCACAGAGGAUAAUCGUCUACAGGGAUGGAGUCAGUGAGGGUCAGUUCAAAGAAGUGAAAGCCAAGGAAGUCGAGGCAAUCAGGUCAGCCUGUAGGCAAAUCCACCGCGCGUACAACCCCUCAGUGACAUUCAUCAUCGUCCAGAAGCGGCACCACACUCGUUUUCUGCCUGUUCACGAAGGUCAACCGGUUGAUCUAAACGUUCCUCCCGGCACGACCAUCGACAAUGUGGUCACCCACCCGGAAAACACCAACUUCUUUCUCUGCAGCCACCAAGGCCUGCUGGGAACGAGCAGGCCUGCGCAUUACCACGUUCUCUGCAACGACUCCGGUGACAAGCCUAAUGAGUUGCAGCAGCUCACAUACGACCUGUGCCAUCUGGUCGCGCGCUGCACCCGCAGCGUGAGCACUCCGGCCCCGGUCUACUAUGCCCACCUUGCUGCCUUCCGGGCCAAGAACCACAUAGAAGGCUCCCGUCUCGAUCGUAGCGCGUCUGCACAACAAUAUAAAGAUGCAGUGCAGGUGCACGAAGAGAUCGCGAACAAAAUGUACUUCGUGUGA